AUGUUUGUGCGGAUUGAUCUACUUUGCCAGGAAUCAGACGUGCUCUUUCUUUUUCGCUUCAACCAUACACCCAGCAGUCUCAACCACUCCUCCCCCUGGAUGCACGUUGAAGACAACACCCACUUAACCCUACAAUGUCUCAGCCUAUCCCUCUCACCACUCAAGGCCUUCCUCAAAGAAGUCCGUACCUAUCCUCGCAAGGUCUCCGAAUCCACCAUCUCAAUCUACCGCACGCAAUCCACACCUCGAGAUAUCCACUGGAUGCCCGUCGCCACUCGCCUACCCCGGGACAUCUCCACCAUCAUCCUGAACGAGAACAAGAAACAGAAGAUUCUCCAGGAUAUAACCGAGUACCUACACCCUCAGGGCAGACAGCGGUGGCGAUCCAGGCGAUCAGGAGAAGCAGAAGAUAGAAGACGAGAAGGAGAAACUGCAGGAGCUUGCGGACGGGGGUUCCUGUUGCAGUAUAAACGGGAGCCUGAGAAGGCAUGUGAGAAUGUUGCUGGUUGGGUUGAGGAGGAUUUGGGCGUCGAUGAUGAACAAACUACUAAUACUGAGGAGGACCGUGACAAAUAG
Messenger RNA from Aspergillus niger, 576 nucleotides. RefSeq lists its product as uncharacterized. NCBI's taxonomy places the organism in Eukaryota, Fungi, Ascomycota, Eurotiomycetes, Eurotiales, Aspergillaceae. The coding region runs from base 1 to 576 and encodes 191 amino acids. The transcript has 3 exons. The record is from RefSeq and is a predicted model, not a curated record.